AGAGAGAGAGAGAGAGAGGUGCGCGCAACCAACAAGUGGCUCCCCCGCCACGCACAAGCCCGCUGCCGCAGCGUGUGCGCGCACCCAAACAUGGACUUUUUUGGGUGUGUUUUUAUUAUUCUAAUCUUUUUCAAUGAAUUCUCGUGAGCGAGGCAAGAUUUUGCACCCACCUUGCUCCAUGGACUCGCUGCUGCUGCCGCCGCUGUUGCCGCUUCCGAUGCGCUCCCCUGGUAGCCGUCCAGGCGAGUCGGUCUCCCGUAGCUAGAUCCCGCCGCCCCUAACCCCCCUGGAAUCUCCGGGAAGAGGGUCGCAGCCAUGCCGAUGCACCCGGUCACGUCCACGCUCAUGUACCGGGGCGUGUGCACCAUCCCGGACCUCCUCGCCUACCGCCCCCCGGUCAACCUGCCCGAGGACGAGGUGGAAGAGAUCCGCGAGGCGUUCAAAGUGUUCGACCGCGACGGCAACGGCUUCAUCUCCAAGCAGGAGCUGGGCAUGGCCAUGCGCUCCCUUGGAUACAUGCCCAACGAGGUCGAGCUCGAGGUCAUCAUACAGCGACUGGACAUGGAUGGCGACGGCCAGGUGGACUUUGAGGAGUUUGUCACGCUGCUCGGCCCAAAGUUGACGGCGGCCGCCAUGCCCGACAAGUUCAACGGAACUGACUUUGACUCAGUUUUCUGGAAGUGUGACAUGCAGAAGCUUACGGUAGAGGAGCUGAAGCGUCUGCUGUACGACACCUUCUGCGACCACCUGUCCAUGAAGGACAUCGAGAACAUCAUCAUGACCGAGGAGAACCACAUGGUGAACCCCGAGGACUGCCAGGUGGACAUCGACAGUUCCAGCCCCACGCAGCAGGUCAAGCAGACUUGCGUGCGCAAGAGCCUGAUCUGCGCCUUCGCCAUCGCCUUCAUCAUCAGCGUAAUGCUGAUCGCCGCCAAUCAGGUGCUGCGCAGCGGCAUGAAAUAGUCAAUCGUUUGCUAGACUUAACGGACAACAAAAACUCUACGGACGUAGGGGCUUCAAAGACACAUGGACCACAUAUGGCUCCAACGCCUGGUCAUUGUGUGACGUCUUUUGUGCGUGUGCGUGCGAGUGUAAUACAGUACAGUGAACCCCCGUUUAUCGCAGGGAUAUAUCACUGACCCACCCACAAAAGGUAAAAAUCACACAAUAGAGAAAAAGCGUGUCACAAAAGACUUGAACAAAUCUCAGUCUCAGCUUAAUGCUAACAUGUAAUACGAAACGUCAUAGACAGGCUAAAGUCAUUAGCAUUGAUGUCAUGGUAAUUGAAAAUAAAUUUUGAACACAAAUGCUACCUCACACACGCACCCAAAUUCAGAAGAAUGACAGCAUCGAAAGCAACCGAGGCUCUGACACUUCGACAAAUUGAGAUUUGGCUGUGUGCUGUAAAAAAAA
Messenger RNA from Syngnathus acus (greater pipefish), 1413 nucleotides. RefSeq names its product calcium-binding protein 7 (gene cabp7a). NCBI's taxonomy places the organism in Eukaryota, Metazoa, Chordata, Actinopteri, Syngnathiformes, Syngnathidae. Gene Ontology annotation, molecular function: calcium ion binding. The transcript has 5 exons. The record is from RefSeq and is a predicted model, not a curated record. Bases 316 to 963 code for a protein of 215 amino acids.